AGUUAAGGUUGUUAAGCUUUUAGUUUGCACCUAGGAGGUACUUAGGUACUCCGGUACCACCCUUCAAUAAUUCUUACCCAUUCAGACGACGUCCUUACCAGGUAUCUAACCUUUAACCUCUCUCUCUCUAAUCAACUUCUCUACACCAAUUCGAACCCACAACGCCCAUAAUUUAGAGUCAUUCUCUCCCAUACUAUAAUCCAAGUCGGUCUCAGUUAUUAUCUUCCCGAACACAUACGCACACCAAUCAACAUGGCUUCGCAGAAGCCGUCUGUGAAGGAGGCGCAAGCGCUUGCCAGCUCCGACCCGCGAAAAGCUGAAGCUAUUUAUAAAGAAAUCAUAUCCAAACCUCCUUCUGUUACUUCCGACUCCGCGAUAAGGGAAUAUGAGUCUGCUUUGAUAAGUUUAGGAGAGUUGUAUCGGGAUGAAAAGAAACCCCAAGAGCUCGUCGAUCUUGUCACCACAAGCAGAACCGUCCUCUCGAGCUUCGCAAAGGCCAAGACCGCCAAAUUGGUCCGUCAGCUGCUCGACCUCUUCGAAGCUAUCCCAAACACAACCGAUAUCCAGAUCGCCGUCACCAAGUCAUGUAUAGAAUGGGCUACCUCCGAGAGGCGGGGCUUCUUACGCCAGAACCUCGAGACCAGACUCGUUACCUUGUAUAUGGCUAAGCAGUCUUACUACGAUGCUCUUACCCUUAUCAACGGUCUCCUGCGGGAGUUGAAGCGUCUCGACGACAAGCUAAUGCUGGUUGAGGUUCAGUUAUUGGAAUCUAGAGUAUACCACGCCCUUGGAAACAACUCUAAGGCCCGUGCCGCCCUCACCAGCGCGAGGACAAGUGCCGCCUCGGUCUACACUCCUCCCUUACUCCAAGCCAACCUGGACAUGCAGUCGGGCAUGUUGCACACCAUGGACCAGGACUUCAACACGGCCUUCUCCUACUUCAUCGAGGCCCUCGACGGCUACCACACGCAGGAUGAGACGGCCAAGGCCACCGCCGCGCUGCAAUACAUGCUGCUCUGCAAGAUCAUGCUCAACUUGGUCGACGACGUCAACAACCUGAUGGCGUCUAAGCAGGCGCAGAAGUACGCGGGUCAGAACCUCGAGGCCAUGAAGGCCAUCGCUCGGGCGCAUUCGAACCGAUCUCUGGAGGAGUACGAGCGUGCGCUAUCGACGUACCGCUACGAGCUCGGUAGCGACGCUUUCAUCCGCAACCACCUGCGCCGUCUGUACGACGCCAUGCUGGAGCAGAACUUGAUCAAGGUGAUCGAGCCCUUCAGCCGCGUCGAAAUCGCGCACAUCGCCAAGAUGGUCGGCCUCGACACCCAGCAGGUCGAGCGCAAGCUCUCCCAGAUGAUCCUCGACAAGGUGAUCAUCGGCGUCCUCGACCAGGGCGCCGGCUGCCUCAUCAUCUUCGACGAGACCCAGCGCGACGAGUCGUACGACGCCGCCCUCCAGACCAUCGAGAAGCUGAGCAACGUCGUGGACGUCCUGUACACGAACCAGGCCUCGAUGCUGGAGUAGGAUGGGAGAAUAUCGGAGAUGGGCUUAUCUACCUAAGCUUAUUUUCUUUAAGUAGCUUAAGGAAAGUAAGUUUCGCGCUGAGAUGACGAGGAAAGAAGGGAGAGUAGGGGACGAAUGAAAUGAAGUAAAUGAAAUAAAAUAAGUAAACUCGGCCGGUGUAAUAUUACUACCUAGGUAGAGAGACAAAGAGAGAGGGGAGAGAGAGAAAGUAGCAGGCCAAGCAAGGUCCUCGGCGUCGAGUCGAUGAUGAAGACGGCGCCGAGGCUGCGAUGGCACUCGUACAUAUAUCAAUGAACAUGGACUUGUGUCAGUUGAA
This is a messenger RNA of Daldinia caldariorum, 1837 nucleotides long. RefSeq names its product PCI-domain-containing protein. The record is from RefSeq and is a predicted model, not a curated record. The transcript is spliced from 3 exons. Gene Ontology annotation, biological process: ubiquitin-dependent protein catabolic process. Gene Ontology annotation, cellular component: proteasome regulatory particle, lid subcomplex. NCBI's taxonomy places the organism in Eukaryota, Fungi, Ascomycota, Sordariomycetes, Xylariales, Hypoxylaceae. Gene Ontology annotation, molecular function: structural molecule activity. The coding region runs from base 253 to 1521 and encodes 422 amino acids.